Messenger RNA from Colletotrichum acutatum, 456 nucleotides. RefSeq lists its product as uncharacterized. The record is from RefSeq and is a predicted model, not a curated record. The transcript has a single exon. The annotation marks the transcript as partial. NCBI's taxonomy places the organism in Eukaryota, Fungi, Ascomycota, Sordariomycetes, Glomerellales, Glomerellaceae.
GGCUCAACACCAGCCCAAGCCCGCGCCGCAGGCUGCGAAUUCGACCUCAUAUCCUUCAACUGGCUCCCGCCGCAAUGCCACGACGCCGCCCUCGCCGAGACCUUUGAAGCGGAACUCGUGGAAGCGGGACAACUCGCCUGGUUCAAAGACGCGAAUCGAACGGCGCCGUCCUUGACGAGAGAACAGAUUAUGACGGGGGAGUAUAGCGGCGUGUAUGUCAGCUUGGGAUACCAUCUUCGGCAUUGUACGGCCAUGUGGAGGCGGAUGCACCGCGCGCUGAUGCAGAGCCGUGGUGAGGAAGGAGGAGGCGGUGGGCUGGAGAGGGUUGACAGUUAUAUUUGGAGUUAUCAUCAUACUAGGCACUGCGAGGAGGUGCUGUUGACGAGGUUUGGUGAGAUUAAUGUGGGAGAGGUGUUUACGACGGAGGUGAGGAUCAAGUAUCCAGAUUGCGGAGUC